AUGGCAAGUAAUGUUCCUUAUUGCUUGUCUACUACACAAGCUCCUUCUAUAUCCUCAACCAAGCACCUUCGUGAUGCCAACAAACACGAUACCCCAUUCAGAAAUCCACCCAAUUUCAACCCCAGUUCUUUCACUCGUGAAUUCAUCCACUCCCUGCCAAACAAUCUUCCGAUAGAAACACUGCAAGAAAGAGCGACAAAGUUGGAGGAGAAAGUGCGAUUUAUGAUUAAUGGAACAGACAUGGAACCACUAAGCUUACUUGAACUCAUUGAUGAUAUUGAACGCUUGGGACUGUUCUUCAGGUUCCAGGACUGGAUAAACAAAACCCUUCUCACACUUGUUUCAAUUCAAAACUUCAAAGACCGAACCACAACAAGUCUGCAUGAAACCGCUCUUCGUUUUCGAAUUCUCAGACGACAUGGCUUUGAUGUCUCCCAAGACAUUUUCAGGAGUUUCAAAGAUGAAGAAGGAAAAUUCAAGGCUGAAAUUAGCAACGAUGUACAAGGAAUGUUGAGUUUGUACAGAGCAUCAUAUUACACCUUAGAAGGAGAAAAUCUUUGGGAGGCAAGUGCAUUUUCAAGAACACAUCUAAUAAAUUUAAUGGAAGAAAGAUCAAUGGAUGCGAAAAUGGCAGAAAAAGUUAAGCACGUAUUGGAGGAGCUUCCCUAUCAUAAAACUUGUUGCAGACUAGUGGCGAAACACUAUAUUAACACAUAUGAUAAGACAGAACCGCAUAAUCUCUUAUUGUUAGAACUUGCAAAGCUGGAAUUCAAUAUGGAUCAGUCAUCAUAUCAAAACGAGUUAAGAGAAUUAUCAAGGUGGUGGUGGGACAUUGAUCUUUCAAGGAAAUUAAAGUUUUCUCGAGACAGAUUAGUAGAAAUAUUUAUUUGGGCACUGGCAGUUUUUCCUGAACCUCAAUUUGCAUACUAUCGCAAAGUAAUUAGUAAGUUAACUAUAUUAAUCCCAUUCAUCGAUGAUAUAUAUGACAUAUACGGAACUUUAGAAGAAUUGGAGCUCUUCACAAAUGUCAUUGCAAGAUGGGACGUGAAUUCCAUAGACACUCUUCCAGAAUGCAUGGCAUUGUGCUUCCUAGCCAUCUAUAACACUGUUAAUGGGAUAGCUUAUGACAUCUUCAAUGAACGAGGCAUAAAUUGUCUUCCUUACCUCACAAAAUCUUGGUCUGAUUUGAGCAAAGCAUACCUCCAAGAAGCAAAAUGGUUUCACGACAAAAGUAUUCCACCAUUCGAUGUGUACCUAGAAAAUGCAAGGAUCUCGAUCACAGCAGGGGUUAUUCUUACUCAUUGCUACUUCUUGAUCACCCAAGACAUCACGGAGGAAGUGAUUCAUUAUUUAACUAAUAAUGACCAUGACAUGUUGCACUCUGCAUACAUCAUUUUUAGGCUUACCAAUGAUUUGGGAACAUCAACGGACGAGAUAGAGAGGGGUGAAACCUCAAAUUCAAUUGUAAGUUAUAUGCACGAAACUGGUCUCCCAGAAGAAAAUGCCCGUCAACACUUCAAAACUUUGAUGGAGAAAGAAUGGAAAAACUUGAAUAAAUACCUAAUUAAGAAUUCCAUAUUCCCUAAAUCUUUUGUUCAAGUUGUCAUCAACCUUGCUUGGAGUGGUCAUUUCAUAUAUCAAUAUGGAGAUGGAUUUGGACGACAAACCAAUACAUUAAAGAACACAAUUAAGUCGGUGCUAAUGUACCCAUUCCAAUUAUAA
Molecule: messenger RNA, 1722 nt
Organism: Vigna unguiculata (cowpea)
Lineage: Eukaryota; Viridiplantae; Streptophyta; Magnoliopsida; Fabales; Fabaceae
Product: isoprene synthase, chloroplastic-like
Source: RefSeq, a predicted model, not a curated record